AUGCCAGCCCUGAGCGACGCCCAGCAAGACGAAUGUGAUGGCAUAUGCAUGAUGGAGGAGAAAAUGGCCUGUGGCUACCUGCUCCGCCAGGCAAAAGAGAACAAGAAGGCCUCGACCACGGUCCAUCAGUGUACGGGAAUACAUGACGGGAAGGGACGGAGUGCCCAAAAGGAUGAACCAUCACAGAAGAGUUCAAACCCGCUCAGAGAAGGCAUUAUUGGCGGCUUAGGCGAACGUAUGUAUAUUCACGGCGCCAUGGCUGAACAGCACAGGAGUAAGAAAAGAAAUAAAUAG
This is a messenger RNA of Trichophyton benhamiae CBS 112371, 294 nucleotides long. RefSeq lists its product as uncharacterized. Bases 1 to 294 code for a protein of 97 amino acids. The record is from RefSeq and is a predicted model, not a curated record. NCBI's taxonomy places the organism in Eukaryota, Fungi, Ascomycota, Eurotiomycetes, Onygenales, Arthrodermataceae. The transcript has a single exon.